Suillus plorans is the source of this 2102-nucleotide messenger RNA. RefSeq names its product succinate-semialdehyde dehydrogenase. The transcript has 11 exons. Lineage: Eukaryota; Fungi; Basidiomycota; Agaricomycetes; Boletales; Suillaceae. The record is from RefSeq and is a predicted model, not a curated record. The coding region runs from base 219 to 1817 and encodes 532 amino acids. Gene Ontology annotation, molecular function: aldehyde dehydrogenase (NAD+) activity.
UGCGUAUCUCGUAUGCACGCUUCAAGCUUCAGCGCUCCUCCUGCAGAGCGUCACGGGUGCUGGAACCUUACAGAACCACGUGAUUCAGUGGUGUCGAAAUUUUAGAAAUUUUACAACUCGAACCAAACGUUCUCACCAACUAAAGUCGCAAUCUGCUUUGACCGUAGACUGCAGCAUUCAUACGUAACACUUUUACUUACAUCUUCAGAUUUAGCGGUAUGAUACUGUUGCGUCACCCAGUCUGCGGUACUCUUCGUGGCGCGCGGAGCUUGUCAACGCGCGCAUCGGCUAUUCUUUCGUCACUUGACAUCCCUGUUGGUGCGGAACUCCCAGGCGUUUAUGACGGACAAUGGUCUGGCUCUGGGGAAGUGCUGGAAAGCGUGUGUCCCGCCACAGGGGAGGUACUUGCGCGGGUCCGUUCGGCGACACCGGAUGAGCUGCACGAAGCACUGGGAAAGUCUAAGGAAGCUUAUCUUCAUCUCAGGACGGUUCCUGCUCCCAAGCGAGGCGAGCUUUUACGACAGAUCAGAGAAGCGCUCUCCGCGAAGCGUGACGUUCUUGGGGCACUGGUCACCCUCGAAAUGGGGAAAAUCAAAACAGAAGGUAUUGGGGAAGUUCAGGAAUUCGUGGAUAUUUGCGAUUAUGCGGUGGGCUUAUCUCGAAUGAUGAACGGCAGAGUUGUGGCAUCUGAAAGACCUGGUCACACUAUCCUGGAAGUGCCCAACCCCAUUGGUGUCGUUGGCGUGCUUACUGCUUUCAACUUUCCGGUUGCGGUAUACGGGUGGAAUUUCGCGCUUUCGGUCGCCGCCGGGAAUGCGAACGUCUGGAAACCUUCGCCGAGCACACCACUUUGUUCCAUUGCCGUAACAAAGAUCAUUGCGGGUGUGUUGGAGAAGAACGGCCUUCCUGGUGCCGUGUCUACCCUCAUCACGGGCGGAAAGAAUGUCGGAGAAGCUAUCGUUGAAAGUCGGGAUAUACCCCUUGUUUCAUUUACAGGUAGUGAGGCCGUAGGUAGGGUGGUUGGUAAGGCUGUUCAGUCUAGAUUCGGCAAGAGCAUAUUGGAGUUGGGCGGGAACAACGCGUCAAUUAUCAUGCCAGACGCAGACAUGCAGUUAGCUGUGCCAGCUGUCUUUUUUGGCGCUAUUGGCACUGCUGGUCAACGGUGCACGUCUACCAGGCGACUUUAUCUUCACCGUGCAAUCGCGCCGAAAUUCCUGGACGCACUUCAGAAAUUAUACGCUACUAUAAACGUCGGAGACCCCCUAGUGGAUGGCACUUUGCUCGGACCGUUGCAUACACGUGCAGCUGUUGGAAUUUACAGCGAUGCUGUGCAGCGGCUCCGCCAAUCCGGUGCUGAAAUUCUUACUGGUGGAAAGACAUAUGACCAUGCGGCAUUGAGCCAGGGUAAUUUUGUCCAACCCACGAUCUCAAUUCCAAAGACCGCGGACCCUGCUGAUAAGAUAUGGAGUACUGAAACGUUCGCACCUAUCCUGAACGUCGGCUUGUUCGAUGAGUUGGAGCAAGCCAUUGAAUGGAACAAUGCUGUUCCCCAAGGACUGUCCAGCAGCCUCUGGACCAGAGACAUUCGGAACCUUGGCAAGUGGAUUGGCCCUGAAGGUUCAGAUGCUGGCAUUGUGAAUGUCAACGUUGGGACUAGCGGCGCCGAAAUAGGUGCCGCAUUUGGAGGCAAUAAGAGCACCGGAUGGGGCCGCGAAUCCGGUGGAGACGCCUGGAAGCAGUACGUUCGCUGGAGUGCAUGUACGGUGAACUUUUCCGAUGCUGCACCUCUGGCGCAAGGAGUGGACUUCUCCACAUGAUCGGGAUUGUAAUUUGAAAGUCAAUCAAGACCUCGAUACUCGAUUGGACGAUGAGUUAUCUCGCGGCUGUCGUGGCACCGCCAAGUGGGAUUUAGGGUGAUUGCAGGGGUCAGCCAAGUAUGGGUUAUGGUACCCAAUGACACUCUUUCUGUCGUCGCCUUCAUCGUUAUUCUUGUAAUCAUAGCUGCCGUUUCUUCUCUCAUCACAACCAUACCUACUAUAUCAGGUCACCGGCCAGCGUCGCGAUGAUAUAUAAACGUGAGAGCAGUCCGAAUAUCCGUCAGC